UCCGUACCAUAACAGUUCCGUCAUUCAAAUUCUGCUUAAUUUUCGAUCUAUCCGCCAAUCUUCCCCUCCACAUUAACCCCCUUUAAACCUCUCUCUCUCUCUCUCACUCUCACAUCACCUUCUCAGCUACCUUGUGAGCUCGUUCUCUAUCUCUCUUUCUCUUUCUCCGUAUCUGAAAUCCAUCGUUUUCUUUGACAAUGCUCAAAUUGCUUACCUUCAAACCCUAGACUUCACCUUCCAUAUAUAAAUCAAUCUAUUUUUAUUAUAAUUUCUCUGUAUUAACUUUCUUUGUUUUCUUCAAUUUGUAUCGCGAAUGGCGACCUCGGCGUUCAAAUCAACGACGAAGCGGACGCCGAUCGGAGCAUCCAAGGCUCCGGCUGAAGACUCGGCUUCAUCUAAUCGGAAGUCGUCUCACCGGCGCUCUCGGAGCUUGAGCUGCUUCUCGCGCGGGUUACCGGAACGGACGCCGAAGGCUGAAGACUUCGAUGACAAUCCGGCUCCCAAAGGAAGGUUUGUGAACACGGUCAGAGGCUCGGGCUUCCCGGAGAUCAGCCUCGACGACCUCGCCAUCGAGCUCUUCGACUCCUCCGGCGACCGAGGCCGCUCGGUUGCGCGUGGUUCCGAAGCUACACCUACUUCCAGCGUGUCGCAGAGACGAGGGAGGUCGGUUUCGAGGCACAGCUCGAGAGUGGGGGGUGGUGGUGAUGUAAGGGGCAGUGCGAGUAAUAAUUCAGGUGGAGGAAGGGUAAUUUCGGAAAGUAAGGGGAAUUCGAGGCCAAGGCGAUCGGUUUCUGUUGCUCGGUAUCAGAUGAGCGAUUCCGAGAGUGAUCUAGACCACAGCCAGAAUCGCAGCACUGCUAAUUCAAAGAACUUCAGUAGUGCAAACAACCAGACACCCUUGUCCCGCAAGUCAACAGAUUCAAAUUAUAGACAAGGGUUGAGAAGAUCUCUUAGCCAGAAAGAUUUUAAGUGCCAUGAUGGUUACUCUAGCCACUCUUCGGUCGUAACUGAUGAUGAGGGGAGGGAUGCUUAUUCCAACAAAAAUGGGGUUGAGAAGACUAUCCGAGCUGUGUAUUCAGAGAAGAAGGUUCACUUUUUAAAACUUUAUGUUAUGAGAACCACCUCAGUUUAGUUCUUUUAUCUUAGUCGUUUCUUUUUUAUUUUCUUGUCACCCUUU
Molecule: messenger RNA, 1177 nt
Organism: Prunus avium (sweet cherry)
Lineage: Eukaryota; Viridiplantae; Streptophyta; Magnoliopsida; Rosales; Rosaceae
Source: RefSeq, a predicted model, not a curated record